AUGUCAGGGAGUAGCGCUGACUCGCAGAGCUCAUUAUCAAAGGCUCAUCCAGAUCAUCCUAAAUUGAAUGACCUCGUCUCCAAAAAUGAUUCAUCAGUGACUAUACGAAAUAGGAAAUGGAAUAGAAGAGUCUCUGAUUUUAUGCUUCAAUCAAUAGCCAAUUCAGCAGCCAUGGGCCAAGGAGGAAUUGCCGUCCAAUCACCUCAACAAACGACAACACCCAUUUCAAUGUCCGAUUACGAAUCACCUUCAAACUCACCAGAGAUGCCUCGUCGUCCAGGUGGUUUGAGUGAUGGUCCAAAUGCAAGAAGUAAGACCAUAAGUGUCGCAGAUGGAGAAGAAACUUUCGGUGUACUCAACCGACAUCCAGCUUCCGCCCCCUCCCCAGCAAAAGUUGCCGCUCAACUUCCAGGUAGUAAAGUCACCUUUAGAGUUGGCGUUAGCGAAGAUAAGAAUAAGAGAUGCCGAAGAACCAUGGAGGAUGCUCACAGUUUUGUUUAUGACUUCGCCGGUGUCAAGGGACAAGGUUACUUUGCUGUCUUCGAUGGUCACGCUGGAAAACAUUCCGCUGAAUGGUGUGGACAAAACUUUCACGAAUAUCUUCUCGAUGCUAUUCUCACCAAGCCGGAACAACCUAUUCCUGAUCUCAUGAACAAAACAUUCCACGUUGUUGAUUCUAGACUCUCUCAUCUCGCUCAAACUGGCAAAACGUCCUCUGGGUGCACAGCCGUUACAGCUUUCUUGAGACUUGAAAAAGUCGAUGACUCUAAUAAAGGAGGAUUCAUCAACUCUUCGUUGCAACCUAGAGGACUGAUGGAAGGUAAAGGUGAAGAAGAGUUAGAAGCUCAAACCUCAUUACAUCCUGGAUCGAGAAGAGACUCCAUGGGAGGUGGUACUUCAGGUGCAACAGGUGGAGCUGGUGCUGUAUCAAAUCCAAAUGGAAAUGGUGAAGGACUACGUCGUAAGAUGUCUUCUAAGAAGAUAAGAGAUUUCGUCAAGUCUUUAACUGGAUCUUCCUCAUCAAACAACAAAGAAGAUGACAAUGCGAUUGAUGAAGAAGAUGAUGAUGAUAUGAUCAAGACAGUUGAUGGAUCUAAAGUAGAAGCUAUAGAUCCUGCUUCUGAAGGAAAUGUUAGAAGAGUACUUUAUACCGCCAAUGUCGGUGACGCACGAGCUGUCAUUUGUCGAGGUGGUAAAGCCGUUAGAUUAACAUAUGAUCAUAAAGGUUCCGACGCUCAAGAGGCAAAGAGAAUUACCGAUGCUGGUGGUUUCGUAAUGAACAAUCGAGUGAACGGUGUUCUCGCUGUCACCAGAUCACUGGGCGAUGCAUCAAUGAAAGAGUUUGUUGUGGGUUCACCUUAUACGACAGAAACAGCUCUGGAUGAUCAAGAUGAGUUCCUGAUCGUUGCAUGUGACGGUCUCUGGGACGUAUGUGAAGAUCAAGAAGCUGUAGACCUCAUCAGAACAAUUACAGAUCCUCAAGACGCUUCAAAAUAUCUACUCGAUCACGCAAUGUCCAACUAUUCUACGGACAAUUUGAGUGUCAUGGUAAUUAGAUUUACCCAUUUGUAA
Messenger RNA from Kwoniella shivajii, 1572 nucleotides. RefSeq lists its product as uncharacterized. The record is from RefSeq and is a predicted model, not a curated record. Gene Ontology annotation, biological process: protein dephosphorylation. Bases 1 to 1572 code for a protein of 523 amino acids. Gene Ontology annotation, molecular function: cation binding; protein serine/threonine phosphatase activity. The transcript is spliced from 9 exons. Lineage: Eukaryota; Fungi; Basidiomycota; Tremellomycetes; Tremellales; Cryptococcaceae.